AUGAAUCGGAAUAAAGACUUAGAUGAACUUCUUUUCUAAAAGAAUAAUAAUGAUUUAAAAUAAGACUUAGAGAAACCUCCAUAUUCAAACAUAGAUAUUACUAUAACAUCUUAUAGUGAAAUAUCUGAUGGAACUCCUAAUAAAUUUCCAAUUAAGAAAGUUUAUACAGAAUAAAAUUGUUGUUAACAUCAAAAAAAAAGAAUAUUAACUUAAGAAGAAUAAAUCCAUUAAUAAAAUAUUAUGUAAGCAUCUAAUUCAAUUUUGGAAUCUAUGACACCUUAAAAAAUGAAUAAUUUAAUUGAUUGGUCUAAAUAUAAUGUAACACCAGGGGAUGGCAAAAAUAUAUUUCCAUAAGUUUAAGGACCAAGUAUUGAAUUUUCAAAUGAAAAUUCAUUAAAUUUUAAAUAACCGUAAAAACUUAAUUUAAACUCUGAUAUUCUCUUAAAUAAAUAUAUUGAAAUAGAAGAGAGAUUAAAAUUAUUAUAGGCAAAGCAUAAAGACUUUUCAACCCUUGAAACUUUAAGAGGAAAAAAUCUUUAAAUUGCCACUUAAAAAAUAGUUAGUUAGCAAGAUGUUAUUCGAGCAAAAGAUAAAAUAAUAGAUGAAUUAAAUUUAGAAAUAAAAAAAAUGAAAGAAAAUGAUGUUUAAAUAAAGGAUCUAGUUAAAGUAAUUGAACAAAAGGACUAAAUUUUAAGUGAAUUCAAUAAUAAAUCUGAUAAGGAUAGGAUAAUAGAAAAUUAGGAACAAUAAAUUCAAAAUCUAACUAGCAGAUUAAAAAAAGAAAUAGAAUAUAGAAAACAGGAUGAAAACAUAUUGUCUGAAAUUAAACUCAAAGAGAUUAAAAGAUCUAGUGUUUUAGAACUUAAUACUAAAUGCUAAUCUUGUAGUUAAAGUAAAUAAGAAUUGAAAAAUAUAUUAUAAGAAUGUUCAAUUGAAGAUGAAAAGAAUAUUUUAGAUGGGGAUAUGCCAGUUCCAAUGUAAAUAAGAGAAGUAGUUACUCUACUAUUAACAAAAUAAAGAGAAUAAAUUGAUAUAGCAUUCUAAUAAUAUGAAGAUUAAUUAAAAGAAUUAUCUGAUUAAAUUGAAUAUUUUAAAGAAUAAAAUAAUAAUUUAAUUGAGGAAAACAAUAAAUUACAAAAUUAAUUAUCAAUUAUUUUAAAUUAAAGAGGAGAGCAAGAAAAAAAAUUGUAUGAAGAAUUUGAAAAAGUAAAGAAGAUCAAUAUCCUUUUGAUUUAAGAAAAUUAAGCAAUUAAAAAAUAAUUCUAAGUAUAAUCUCCCAGAAAUAAUGAUCAUUUAAAAUCUAUAGAUACAGAUAAUUUAGGCCAUUUCAAAUCUAUAUAAACUGAUAGAUCUAGUUUAAAUAAUGAAAUAGUUCAAAUAAAAUAAUAAUUUUAAAAUUAGAUAAAGGAUUUAUUAUAAAAAAUAUAAGACUAAGAAGAGUAAAUAUAAUAAUUAAAGAAUGAUUCAUUUAAAAAUUUAUCUUCAUCCAAAAGGGAGUAAAAUUAAAAAAAUCAAAUUAGUUAAAAUGAAGUGAAAUAAUAAUAAUAACAACUCAAAGAAAAAGAUAAAAAAAAUAUAGAACUUUAUUCUUAAUUAAAAUAAUUGUAGUCAGUAUAAAAAGAGAAUGAACAAGUAAUUUUAGAUCUUAAAAAUGAACAAGAAAAAUAAAGAAAGACACUUUAGUAGAAGAAUAAUGAAGUUAAGUAAUUAAUAGAAUAGAAUAAAAUAUUUUAAGAUAAAAAUACAGAGUUUAAUUAAUAGAUACUUUUGCUUUAAUAAUAAUUAAUAUAAUAGGAAAAUGAGAUAAAAAUAAAUGAUUAUAAAUAAUCACCUAAUAAUAAGAGUAUGGAGUAAGGAAGAGUAGUUAGUUAAUAUUUAUAAUAAAAUUUGAGUUAAUAAUAAUUAAAUCAAUUAGUGGAUGAAUACAAGAGUUAUCAAUAAGAGUUUAUAGAUUUGAAAUAAGUAUUUACAGAGAAGAUUAGAUAAUGUGAAAUUUUAUAAAAUGUAUAAUUAGUAAUAAUUAUUAUUAGAAAAUAUCAAAACUUUAAUAAGAGAAUAAUGAAUUGGUUUAGGUAAAUUAAAAGUUAAUGAUAGAGAAUCAAAAUCAUAAGGAUGACAAAAUAACAAAAAGAAUAUCUGAAGAAAUUACAACAGGAGUAAGAUGUUCUGCAGCUACUGGUGAUUCAAUCAAUAUUAAAUCAUUUAUCUAAUAAGGAGAUGAAGAAUACAUGAAGAGAAAACAAUUAAACAUUUUAGAUUUGAUAUAACCAGAAUUAAUGUCUACUGAAGAAACUUUAUAUAUUCUAAAAGAAAUAUUAAUUCGAUCUGUAAAAUCUAUAGAAUUGAUAAAAUAAAUAUAUUAGAUUGCUGAACUAAAAGAAUUAUUGUUCAUUUUUCAAUAAGUUGAUGAAAAGCAUUAGAGUUCCAAUAAAAAAUUGACAAAGGUGAUUAGUUGUAUUUUAGGAGAAAAAAGAAAAAUAAAAUAUACAAAUAGAAGUGAAAAGGCAGAUUUCUAUAAUUCUUGA
Messenger RNA from Paramecium sonneborni, 2525 nucleotides. NCBI's taxonomy places the organism in Eukaryota, Ciliophora, Oligohymenophorea, Peniculida, Parameciidae. The record is from the annotation of a GenBank genome assembly.